UUUUUGUGAUUUUUUUCUCUACCUUUUGCUCGUCAAUUUUUUCGGGUCGUUCCAUUUAAUUAACAGGAAAAAUUAUCGCAAUUAUUACAAUAGAAGUGCAUUUAUCAGUACCAGUAGUGAUUAGAUAAAUAAUUUGCGAUAAAACCAAUGUAAUUUUACUAUUAUUGUUAUCAAUCAAUGAAACAGUGACUCGAAACGUAAAAAAAGUUAAAUGACAUUUUAUGGGAAAACUCUUUUGUCGGAAAAAUUUUCACAUUAUUGAUGUACCUACCUUUGCUUUUUUGUACAGAAAACAUUUUUUUUUUGUUUUAUGUGUGUCUCAAGCAACUAAAAUAUUUGUGCAAUGAUUAUCUAAAUUAGGACAUGGUUUAUGUCAGGAAAAAUUUGCUAGACCAUGAAGCAGCCGUCUUACGUCAAUCCAAUUUAACAGCAAAAAUGAACGACACAAUUUCAUUGAACAAUGAGGGAGAAGUGCAACAACAACCACAAAAUAACCAACAAAAUGGAUCCAUCGUUAAACAGAAACCGCGAGCAUUACUUCUAUGCCAACCGAAUUCGCAUCCGUUUCAGCCGCGUAACAUAGUAUUCGAUCCGGCUCAAGAAGUAAAAGUUGGUCGAUCCAUCACUCGCACGAAGAUAGCGGACAACAAUGCAGUUUUCGAUUGCAAAGUGCUGUCACGGAAUCAUGCCGUAUUAUGGUACAAAGAUGGCAAAUUCUUCUUGCGGGACACUGGCAGCAGCAACGGCACAUUCAUCAACAGUCAACGCCUUAGUUCAAAUUCCACAUCAUCCGAGCCAUAUGAGAUACGAACCGACGACAUUAUUCAAUUCGGUGUUGAUGUUAUGGAAAACAAUAAGAAGGAAACACACGGCUGCAUCGUGUGCCUGGUGAAACUGUUUGUGCCCGAGGGCGAAGAGUGUAAAACGGCACGAAGUGACGGGGUCAAAAUCGAGUCAUCAAGGAUGAUCCCGUCGACGGAUCUGUGCCGAUUAAAUCAAUAUCUACAAGAGGCUAUUCAGCGAGAACAGGUGCUGGAAACGAAAUUGUUUAAUUUGCAAAAGAUUGUGGAAACAACGAGAGAGAAUUCCAAAUCAACCUGGCACGCAAUGAUCGAAGAAGAUCGACUGCUCAGUCGCAUUGAUAUCCUCGAGAAUAAGUUGCUAUACCUACAGAAAAACGUCACCGACGACAAAUUGCGUGAUGAUAUGAUGAAACUGUUGGAGGAGAAAUGUGUCUAUCAGAAUUCUGCCAAAGAAGCGUUGCGCAAAAUUUACCAGGAACGAAACGACGCCGUACAAAAACUGGCUACAAUGGAACGAACACUGUGCAGCAGCGAAGACGAAUGCUCGUAUCUGCGUGAUCAACUACUGAAAAAUGAGGAAAAUCUCCAAACGGCUAUGACCCAAUUGGCCACCACCGAAGAGAUUCGCUGCGAAUUGACCGAUCAGUUGCAACGAUCCGAUCUGCGCGAAAGUCACAAAGAUUUGGAAAUUCAGAAUUUGUACGAACAGAUCAAAUUGCAAACGCAACAGUACAAAGAGACGUUGGAGAAGAUGGUGAAUUUGAACUUCGAAAAGGAUCUGCUGCAGGAACGACUCAAGAAAUUGGCACCGAAACGACACAACGUCAACAAUACGAUAAUGAGCUGGAUGGAAAAUUCCAAUUUGGCGGGAAUGGCCAGCGGGAAGAAUAUUAUGGAUGCAAUUUGUAACGAAGACGAUAAUGAGCAUCCCAGUUUAUCGGAGACGCACGAGAAAUUAUUAGCUUUAGAAAAACAAAUUGCCUCAUUCGAAAUUCAGAUCAAUGGAAGCGACAGCACCACUGAGUCGAACAAUCAUUUGGAAAACGAAGCACCACUGGUCAGUGAUGGAAAUCAAAAUAAUCAACAAAGUUCGGACGCCGUACUGUCGAACCACAGCAGCAACAACGAGGAAAGUAACAAUGAACUCAAUGUCAAAUCGCUGCUAAAGACCACCGUCAAUCAACUGAAGGAAAUUUGCGAGGAAUUGUGUUCGCAAGUGGUCUCAAUGAAAUCCGACGCCGAUGCCAAGGAUAAGAUCUGCGCGGACGAAAUUAAGUCGGAGGUGGACGACGACGAAGACGAUGAGGAGGAGGAUGAUGAAGAGGAAGCCGAAGAGAACGACAAAUGCACCAAAACUGACACUGAUGAAUCUCGUGAAAACAUUCAGCUGGUGUCUGAAUUGCAAAAGUCUCGCCGUAUUAUCGCCGAAUUAGAGGCAAAACUCAAUGCAUUUAAUGGCCAACCGGGCACACAGAAAGUUACUGUCCAAACCGAUACGGACGAACUGAUUUUACUGAAUGCAUUUAACGACUCAUGCGAAACGCUCCACCAUGCAUCGGUGGAAAAUCUGACCAUACGCAAAUACGCAACCGAUGCCGUUACACAAACGUCACCGCCGGUGGUGAUCGCAACGCCAACACACGAUUCUUCCGUUUCCGAUGCAUCUGGCACGGCCGACCAACCGACACAUAUCGAUUCAGAUAAAUCUCAACUCGAUCAUUCACUACCUGAUAGAAAUUUAGACGUACAAUCGGACAGCGUGGCUGAUGAUAUGAAAAUGCUAUGCGAUCCGAACAUUGAACGGGAGGAGCAGCUGAUCGCAUUUAAGGAGCGCUGUGCCGAAUUGACCACAUCGAAUUUGCAGCUGAAAAAUCAGAUGAACGACAUGCAAUUGAAAUUGUCGAACGGUCACGCAAUCAUUUCGAAUCGGAUGGCAAUCAUUGCACCGAUUGCUGUCGCUAUUAUUUGCUGGUUAAUUUUGCCAUAUUUGUAAACUAAACGAGAAAAAAGGAUGAGAGAAAUGAAACGCACACCGCGUGUGUCUGGAAGAUCUGGUUUAUGGAUGAAAAACGGAAAGCAGAAAUUGAGCGGAACCAUUUUCUUUGUUAUUUAUUAGUGUUGUUACGGAAAACUUAUACUUGGAAACAAAACAGAAACAAAC
Bradysia coprophila is the source of this 2964-nucleotide messenger RNA. RefSeq names its product Sarcolemma associated protein (gene Slmap). The record is from RefSeq and is a predicted model, not a curated record. Gene Ontology annotation, molecular function: protein binding. NCBI's taxonomy places the organism in Eukaryota, Metazoa, Arthropoda, Insecta, Diptera, Sciaridae.